GCCAAUAGGGAGAGGGAUUGCUCUGGGGUAUCAAGAUGGCAGCGCGCAGGUCUCUGAGGAAAGGGAAAGGGGCCGGGAUGGAGUGAGCCCCGAACCUUUCGGCCUUGGUUGGAGAAGAAAUCGGGAUCCGCCGGUCGAGGUCCGGCAUCGGAUCCUGUUGCCCUUUCGCCGCUUCCGCUGCGAAGAAGAAGGGCUAUGAGGUGACGGGAAGAUGGCGAGCGACGCGGGGAAGAAGCAGUUUUGGAAGCGGAACGCGGCUCGGGUGCCGGGCAGUAUUCAACAUGUAUACGGAGCUCAGCAUCCUCCUUUUGAUCCACUGUUGCAUGGAAAUUUAAAACAAGGAACCAAGCCUCCUACAACCCCAGUAAAAACAAAGAAAGUCAGCACAUUUCAGGAAUUCGAAAGCAACACGAGUGAUGCCUGGGACGUAGGGGAAGAUGAUGAUGAACUUUUAGCAAUGGCUACCGAAAGCCUCAACACUGAUGUAGUCAUGGAAACGGCUAACAGAGUAAUUCAGAAUCACAGUAAAUUACAAGAGCAGCACAAAUUGCAGGAGGAACAGAUAGAAAGGGAACAGCCCCAGAAAAUUUCAGACUUGCCUUCAGCUGCUGGUGACAACAGACUGGUUAAAUCUGUCAGUGAAACAAACGCAUCAAGUUCUGCAGAUGACACUAAUGGAAAUACUUCUGUGCCAAGAUCUCAGUCUCUUCCACAAGCCUCUACAUAUGCACUUACUGGUGGGGUGGCAGAUAAUGCCUCUGGUGUCCAUGUAUUAUCUGAAAGAGAAGCAUUGCGAUUAGAUAAAUUCAAACAGCUUCUUGCUGGCCCAAAUACAAACCUUGAAGAAUUGCGGAAGCUGAGUUGGUCAGGAAUUCCAAAACUUGUACGACCAAUUACAUGGAAGCUCCUGUCAGGUUAUCUUCCUGCAAAUACGGAUAGGCGAGAAGGCACUUUGCAAAGAAAACGGAAAGAAUACUUCGCUUUCGUUGAACAAUAUUAUGAUUCAAGAAACGAAGAAACUCACCAGGAUACAUACAGACAGAUUCAUAUAGAUAUUCCUCGCAUGAGUCCAGAAGCUUUAAUUCUUCAGUCCAAAGUAACAGAGAUUUUUGAAAGAAUUUUGUUCAUCUGGGCAAUACGCCAUCCAGCCAGUGGAUAUGUUCAGGGCAUUAAUGACCUCGUGACUCCUUUCUUUGUUGUCUUCACUAGCGAAUAUACAGAAGAGGAUUUGGAAAAUUUUGAUGUUUCCAGUCUUUCUACUGAGGUACUGCAGAAUAUUGAAGCUGACAGUUUCUGGUGCAUGAGUAAACUGCUUGAUGGCAUUCAGGAUAACUAUACCUUUGCUCAACCUGGUAUUCAGAAGAAAGUGAAAAUGCUGGAAGAGCUUGUUAGUCGGAUUGAUGAGCAAGUACAUAAACACAUAGAACAAUAUGAAGUGAAAUACCUUCAAUUUGCUUUCCGUUGGAUGAAUAACUUAUUGAUGAGAGAAGUCCCCCUGCGGUGUACCAUAAGGCUUUGGGACACAUACCAGUCUGAACCAGAAGGUUUUUCCCACUUCCACCUAUAUGUCUGUGCUGCCUUCCUUGUCAGAUGGAAAAAGGAAAUCCUCGAAGAAAAAGAUUUCCAAGAGCUACUAAUAUUUUUACAGAAUUUGCCUACGAUGCACUGGGGAAACGAAGAAAUCAGCGUUCUCCUUGCUGAAGCCUACAGAUUGAAGUUUGCAUUUGCAGAUGCUCCGAACCAUUACAAGAGAUAAAAAAAAACAUAUACAAAAUGUGGCUCUGAUUGUGACAUCAAGUUUCCAUAUUGUGGUUGUGCUGGCACACAAUUGUCUACAGUUUCUAUAUUACUGUUGAGCAAGAAGCUAUUGGAUUACCAAAGAAAUGAGAAUACAGGCUUAGGGGAAAAUCUUGUGUACUUAAAAAGAAAUAUUCUUGUUCACUGAUUAAAAAAAAUUAAAUUUUAUUUUCAUUAUGGUCCCUUUUUUCUUUGGUAAUUGAGUUACCAUGCGAAUGAAUAAAGUGUGCUAGGGAUCUAAAGACUGAUUGUGUUGUCUCCAUCAGUUUUAUUCCUAGUCAAUUAUGUUCAACAUUUUGAUGGAAGCAUUUUUGGUGUCUGAGGUGCGUGCAAGCUAAUAAAAAUAAUCAGUCUUGCAUUAAAAGUGAAUACAAAUAAAUUAGACAAGAAGGUCAUGUAGCGGUGGUUGAACACUUACUUUGUUCGCAAACACAGGAUAUUUAACUCCUUUUAAUAGAAAGCUUGUUUACACAAUGAAAUCCAGGAGUAGAUUUUUAUGGAACACAAUAUUUAAAACUUGAAAAUAAUGCCACAUGCGUGAUCAAAUGAGAUCCUUGGACGUUUUACUCAGCAGUGUGCAGAUAAUGUUUACUAUGUUAUUUGACUUUAGAGUUUCCAAAACAUAUUGACUACAGAAUAGGAAAUAAGUUUUGUUUGCCAUAAUGUAUUACUUAAGCUAAUGGUUUAAAACCUAUUUGUGCAUGUAGAUCUUUUAGUUUCAAUAUUUUUCUAAUUAAAAUCUUACUUUAUACAUGAAAAAUAUUUUUUGAUGUGCUGCUGCAUUAUGUUGAAUUUAUAAUAUGAUGGGGCACUUGAUAAUGUAAUUUGGUGUGAGUGUGGGUAUACCUCAGCUCUUAGAAUAUAAGCAUGGAGUUGCAGUGUGCUAAUCAGAUUUAGAAAAUUGGACUGAUGAAGUCUCCUCAACUGUACUCUCUUGCAACCAUCAUCCAGAGUUCUUGAUUAAUUAAGAGCCAAUUUAUAUAAAAAUAUGUAUCGUUAGCAGCAACUUAUUGAAGGAAUUCAGUGAAAGGACGUGGUUAGUAAUAUAAAUGAUUUGGCUUUCUAAAAUAUUCACCAACCAUUAAUUUUUUGAAGCAUCCAAUUUAACAGACUCAAGCAGUUAAUGUUUCCACUGCAAUAUGUAUAUAUUGCAAAAGUAGCAAUGAUACCAUUAUGUGUCUAGUAUACCAGAUCAUCUAGUCCUGAACCAAUCUGAACUAUAAAUGGAAUAAGAUAAUAUUAGGAGCUCUUCAUGUGUGCCUUUAAGUCUUUAUUUGAAUGCCUUAGUCUGGUUAUAUAUGUUAACUUCCUUUUUGAAUGGACAGAUGCCAAAAUACAUGAUAAUUAUAGGCAAUAGCACUAUUUAUCUGGCCUUUCAUAGGCUGCACAGAUGUUUUAAAAGUUUCUUGUUUAAAAGACAUUUUGUUCAGUGGAGCAUUUGCCAUCUUCUCAUUCUGAUAUUGUUUAACUAUGCCUUCGGAUUGUGUUGGGCUACAACGUGAUUGUGAAACAUAUUCCAGUUCCAUUUGAGUUCCUCAUUUUCAAAUGCAUGCUUUUUAACAACUUUAUUCAACAAAGCAGAAUAGUUCUGUUAUUGUCUUAACACAGAUGCACAAUCACAAAGAGGAUACAAUUUAUGAGAGCUUUCAGGUCAAUAGUGAUCUGAGGGGGCUGCAUUCUUGAGGAAUUACACCAUCCCUUUCUGUUAAGGUGUCUGUGUUAAUUCUAAUCCUUUCAUCCAUCUACUAAUAUACCAUGCAUAGUCAUUUACUGCCAAUGUAUUCCAAUAGAUUCUUGACUUUAAUCAUAUCAUGGAAAUGACAUUUAGUUUUUCAGAAUUCCCCUCAACCCCACUAAGUUUGUAAGGUAAAGGGAGAUUCUUAGCCAGAAGAGUUAAAGGCAGGGGUGAAAUGCUACCGAUUUGGACCGGUUCUGCCGUUAUGGGUAGGGAAAAUUUUGAUUGGCCCUACCCACCUGCCCUCCCGCUCCUCUCACCUCUCCUAUAUUCUGUUGUUUGUUAGCUCAGCUGAUUCGCGCAGCAGAGUGAUUGCCACCUCAGCUGAGCUAAGAAAAAGCAAAUGAGUCUUAGUCUCAUUUGCCCUCAGCUAGAAUAAUAAAGGGAAAUUUUCUGCCGCUUUUUUCCUCCCCCCACCCCCAAGCAGGGAAAGGAAUACUAGCUUUAAUGAGAUAUCUGGACAUUCAGCCAAGAGCAAUUAUCACCUCCUUAAAAUGUUGGGAAGCUGCAAACCACCUUGCCUGAAUUGAGAAACUGCCUCAAAAGAAACUGCCUUUUGCUUCCUGUGGAACAAAAGCAGAGAGCCUCUUCCAGGGAAGAUUUCUCUGUCUUCUAUUUCUCUUCCACAGCAGAACAAAAAAAGCCUCUCCCUGUGAAGGCUUUUCCAGUUCUUUAUUCUGAUUUUCUUCUGGAGCAAAAGAAAGCUCUUUCUAGUGAAGCAGUUCCACUGAUUAAUAGUUCUCACUGUCAGGAAGUUUUUUCUUAAUUUUACAUUGCUUCUCUGUUUCUUCAGUUUUCAUCCAUUGCUUUUUGUUUUGCCUUCUAGUGCUUUGGAAAAUACAUUGCCCCCCCUUCUUUCUGGCAGCCCCUUAAAAGCCUGUUGCCUAUCACACUCUUGGGCAAAGCAUGUGAGCCAUUUCCCCGUUUCAGUGGUCCAUGAAAAUACAUCUAUAGUAUGUAGAUAAUAAACUUGAAAAAAGAUGAACAACAUUUUUACAGAACUAUAGAUAUGUUGAUGCUGGGUGUGACAAGGAAUGGCUGGGCGGGGAGGGGCCAGGCGAGGCACCCCUUGACGUGAAUGACAUUGAGUUGGCCACGCCCACCUGGUCACAUGACCACCAAGCCACACCCACAGAACCAGUAGGGAAAAUUUUUUAGAUUUCACCACUGAUUAAAGGUUUUUUAAACGUAAGGAUACUUUAAAGUUCAGUGCAUUAUUAUUUUUAAAUUGUCAGAUUGUGUCAAAUAAAAUAAAUAAACCUUCCCUGCCCUCAAGGGGAAAAAAAACACACCAAACCAGCUGAAAUGCAGUGAGAGUGAAAAUUGUAUGAAUCAUUAAAAAAGAAAAUAAGAUAUAGAGCACAUGGAUUUGUACUUUUUAAAUUGUAUAAUUUGCAUAGGAAAUUUCUCUUAUGUAAAAUGGGUCUGUUUUACUGUGUUAAAUGUAUUUGGAGAAAUGAAAAAAAUGUUAAUUCCAUUUGAUAUGACUUGCAGGCUUUGUUAGGAUCGUUAUUGCUUCCUCUUCAAAACUGAAUAUUAUUUCAUGCUGUGAAAAAAACAACAACCCUUGAGUACAUCAGAAACAAAGGGCGUCUCUAUCCUCCAAUGUUGUUUUAUAAAAAUUGGGUAUUAAGACAGCUGAUAUCAUUCUGGCCAUAUGAUAUAUUAUCUGUGUACUUAUUUUUUUUUCCUUGAAAUUGUGUCUUGAUUUUGUUGUAUAACUCAGGAAAAGUGCCAUCCCAACCAGCUGUUAUAUGGAAAAAAUAUUUCUGCCACUUUUACAUCCCUUUGUUAAAAUUUUGAAUUGCUCUCUAAUAUCAAUAUUCUUCCAUUUAAGAUUUACUAAUGUAGAAAAGAUAUUGGAACAAUUCAAUAAUUUAGCAUGAUCUGUAAUGUUAUAUUGAAGGCUUAAUGCUGCCUUGUCAUAAAUGCAAUAUUAAAUGUACAGUGCAUAUAACCGAUUUCUAUCUAUAGUAUAUGCUUAGUAAUGUAAAUAAGAACAAUGUACUAAAUAUGUAAAUAUAAAAUAUGAAAGAUACAGCUAUCUUGCAAUCACCUGUACAUCUCAAAUAUACUAUAACAAACUAGUUGCACUAGUCUUUAAUUUCAUAUGGAAAAGCCCAUAGAUUUGUAUUACAUCAAUAAAAAUGUAAUUAAUACCCAA
Ahaetulla prasina is the source of this 5696-nucleotide messenger RNA. RefSeq names its product TBC1 domain family member 22A (gene TBC1D22A). The coding region runs from base 212 to 1756 and encodes 514 amino acids. The record is from RefSeq and is a predicted model, not a curated record. Gene Ontology annotation, biological process: activation of GTPase activity. The transcript has 13 exons. Gene Ontology annotation, molecular function: GTPase activator activity. NCBI's taxonomy places the organism in Eukaryota, Metazoa, Chordata, Lepidosauria, Squamata, Colubridae.